Molecule: messenger RNA, 3825 nt
Organism: Drosophila melanogaster (fruit fly)
Lineage: Eukaryota; Metazoa; Arthropoda; Insecta; Diptera; Drosophilidae
Gene: Apl
Product: apollo
Exons: 9
Coding region: 354-3533 (1059 amino acids)
Biological process (GO): intracellular protein transport; protein import into nucleus
Cellular component (GO): cytoplasm; nucleus
Molecular function (GO): small GTPase binding
Source: RefSeq, marked reviewed
UAUCAAAACUCCACAAUAAACAAAAAAACAUAAAUACACAUAUAUAAUAAACAAAAAAACAUAAAUACAUAUAUUAAAGAAAAAUGUUAACACAAGUCACCAAUUAACUGCGCGAGAUAAAUUUACGUUACAUCCCCACUCGUUAAACCGCAAUGAUAACCGCUAGCCAAUUCAAGAGUAGAAUGUAAAAUAAGCUUACGAUAAACUGUAAACUGCAACAAGCGCAAAACGUGCGACGGGGAUUUCUCCCCGGUAUUCCACUUUUCAAUUCUCAAUACCGCGUAACGUCGUCUGCAAUUUGUACCGGAUUGCAUUGGAUUAUCCGCCUGGGCGCGAACAGUAACUCCCCAAAAAUGGAGGCAGCUAUUCUGGAUAUAAUCAACGGGAUCCUGACCAUAGACACGGAACGAAUCCGUGAGUCCACAGCCAAGAUGCUAAAGGCCUACGAGAAUCCCGAUUCUCUGCUGGUUCUCACCCAGAUCGUGAUGUCGGACAGGCCGGUCCAAGAGCGGCAGGUCGCCGCCGUGCUCCUCAAGAGGCGGGUCAAAAAGUUACGCCACUGGCAGUUGGUUCCCGCCGAGCACCAGGCAGCAAUCAAAUCGAACAUGCUACAGGUCCUCAUCGCGGUGAAGGAAAAGACCGUGAAGGGCACGGUGGCCUUUAUAAUUGGAUCGCUGGUGCGCCACGAGGAGGGCGAGCAAAACUCCUGGAGGGAGGAAAUACUGAAGUUUAUUUACGAACGUUGCAGCAGCCCCGAUCCAAUAGAAAGCGAGCGGGGCAGCUCAAUCUUUUCCUCGCUCAUGGACGCUGCUCCCGAUCAGUUUUCGGACCACACGGAUACUAUGUUCCCAUUGCUUGCCGGCAUUCUAGUUACCGCCGAGGCGAAUGGGAACAUGGCCACACCCACCGUGCAUAACAUGCUGACCGGUUCAUGCUUCUUGUUGCCUUUCGCCCUGGCCGCCUUUGUCGAAAAGGGGUACAGUAUUGAGUUCAUGGGUGCCUUUGAUAUCAUCGACAGCAUGGCCGAGCAUGUGCCCCACUUGCUGACCGGUAAUGUGAAGCUGCUUCUGGAGUUUUGUCUGAUGAUUGCGAGAAACAAGCAGUUCGACGCUUCGAUUCGGGUUCAGGUGCUUACCUUUGUAGGCAGCCUAGUUCGCCUCAAGAAGAAAAUUAUUAUGAAGCAGAAACUACUACAGCCCACACUAUCUGUUCUUUUCGAAGUGAUUUGCCAGGACGACCUCGAGGAAGACGAUGAUUACUUUUCCUCGGAGAGCCUGAGUAGUCCAUCCAAUGCAGCUGCGCAGACACUGGACCUGAUGGCCCUUCACAUGGUGCCGGACAAGUUUAUUCCGCCACUACUGGAUUUGCUGGAGCCUGCGUUGCAGAGCCCGGAACCUGUGCUUCGCCGUUCCUCUUUUAUUUGCAUGGGCGUUAUUGCCGAGGGCUGUUCCGAGGCCAUUGGGAAAAAGUAUCUCGAGGUCAUGCUAAAUAUCAUCAAAGCUGGAGUGUUGGACUCUGUUAUGUUCGUGCGGACCGCCGCAUUCUUCGCCCUCGGUCAGUUUUCCGAGUUUCUUCAGCCGACGAUCUGCAAGUUUGCUCCCCAAAUUCUACCCGUGUUGUUCGACUAUCUAAACCAGCUGGUACUGGAACUCAAGGUUGGUGAGCCGGAUUCGAAACAUAUGGAUCGUAUGUUUUAUGCCCUGGAGACCUUUUGCGAGAAUCUGGAUGAGGAUAUUGUUCCUUAUUUACCCACACUUAUGGAUCGUCUGUUUGGGGUUAUGGAACCGCAGAACUCAAAUCAAAUGCGUGAAAUGGCUUUGUCGGCCAUAGCAGCGGUGUCAGCAGCAGCUAAGGAAAACCUGAUGCCAUAUUUCCCCAGGAUCAUGACCGUACUACAGGGCUGUCUGGUGAAGGAUUGCCCAAAAGAAAUGUACAGUCAGCGCAUCCAAGCUAUCGACACUCUGGCCGCGCUGUGUCGCGAAUUGGGCAAGGAUAAUAUUAUUCCUCUUGCCGACGAUACAAUGAACUUCUGCCUGAUGAUGCUGGAAGACGGUCCGGAUGAUCCCGAGUACCGCAGGAGUAUAUACAACCUGAUGUCCUCCCUGUCAUCAGUUGUCAACGAGAGCAUGGCCAGUGUGUUCCCCAAGUUCAUUGAUCGCAUAAUGGAGUCUGUGAUUUUUUCGGAGGACAUGGUGCCAAAUGUGUCGGACAAUGCGGACGAUGAUUUGGCCCUAGUAGAUGCCCCCGACAUAGAGAUUGAUUUAGAGCACACAGACGACGAAGAUGACCAAGACGCUUACCCGGUGGAGAAUGAUUAUAUCGUCGAAAAGGAGGAGGCCAUUCUGUCACUCAAGGAGUUUGCUACCCAUACCGGCGCCGCCUUCGCGCCCUAUUUGCAAUCUGCAUUCGAGAACGUCUACAAGAUGAUUGAUCAUCCGCAAGGCGACGUUCGUAUGGCAUGUAUUGACUCCAUUUGCUCGUUCAUUACGGCUCUCCACAAGUUGGAUGAUGCCGCCGGCCUGAAGCGCGCCUGCGAGAUUGCCAUUCCAAAGUUUGCACAUAUAAUGCGCACCGACGACCAGGUUGCGGUCGUACUCCGCAUGCUUGACGUCCUCUACGAUGUCUUCAAGUACGUGCCGGCGAUAAACAGCCAGGAGCACGCCGAACUUAUAUUCGGUUGCAUCAGGGACAUCUUCACAAAUAAAAUGGCCUGUCAGUUUAACGAGGAGAGCGGCGGCGGAGAUGAUGAGUGUUCGGAGGAAAGCGAGAACGACGAGAUGCUGUUCGAGAACGCUGCCAAUCUGUUCCCCAUGUUUGGCUUAACCCUUCAGCCGGAGCUGUUCUCGCUUUAUUUUGGACGCCUUUACCAUUUCUAUAUUCAAAGGCUGGCGAAGGUAAAGGAGCGCGAUUUACCAGAACAGCGGGCAUACAUCUAUGGCGCACUUGCUGACUGCUGCAAGGCGUUAAAAGGUUGCUGUGCUACUUAUUUCGAUGCCCUACGUCCCAUUUUUAUCGCCGGUUCCAGGGAUUCUGAUGCCAAAGCGCGACAGAACUCCUAUUUUGCACUAGGCGAAAUUGUCUUCCAUUCCGAGGAAAAAUCAUUCGAGUCUUAUCCGACAAUUUUGCAAGCCCUUUCCGAAGCAAUUGUCAGGGAAUCCGUUCCUGCCGCCAUGGACAACAUUUGCGGAGCAGUUGCUCGUCUCAUAGUUACCAACCCAGAUUCAGUGCCGCUUGGCCAGGUGCUGCCCGUGUGGCUCAACCAUUUGCCACUGAAGGAUGACACCGUGGAGAACGAUGUGAUUCAGAAGGCGUUCCGUGUGCUAUACUUGAAGGCCCGCCCCAGCAUUGAGGCACAUCUUGAGCAAAUCCUGGCCAUCACCAUAGAGGCGAGUUACAAGAGACAGAUGCCUGACGUCGAGACAACCGAGAGCGCGGUGGCCCUCAUCAAAGAGAUUCGCGCCAACUACCCGGAACUGUUCAGCAAAGUAUCGAACAUGAAUCCAGAAGUGUUCAAUUAUGUGCAAGCCCUGUAAGCCCACAUAUCCGUGUGAAAACCACCAAACAGCUCAGCACACCCAACGUCCUCCGCCCGCAGAUUCAUUUAUUGGAAGUGAUGCAAGCUUUUUAUACGAAUACUUUCGAAAUAGUCUUAAAUUUCAGUUGUGCUUCUGUGGAGUUAAAUCAUUCAAGAUGAGCGAUCUUUAAAAUGGCAAGAUGAAGGUUUCUACGCGCCAAAAAACGGAGGCAAAUGUUUUCUAACUUAUAACCACAUCCAGUGAGACAUUAAUAUGCAUUGAAAUAAUAUAGGGAUUACUUGUUUCAUUG